UAGGUUUUAACAAUUAAUAAUUAAUUACAGGCUAAUAAUAUUUUAUUAUUAAGUGAACUUUGGUUGGUGUUGUUUUGAAGACAGCUUAAAUUGACUGAAAUGACCAUAGAUUAUUGACAAUCAAAAACCAUAGAGCCUUCUGACAGUUAACAUGCAACAUGGAGUAGAAAUGUUGUCUUGAAUAGUGUAAUGCGGGUGUUUUGUGCCGUUUACAAGUUAAUUUUUAUAAACUAUUACAAUGGCAGACUUAGAUAUUGAUAUAUCAAAAUUACCAGAAGAUGUUAGAGAGAAAUUGGCUGAGCUAGAUUUGGAAUUAUCAGAAGGUAAGGCAACAUUGCUUAUAAUGGUGAAAUUGAACUUCGACACAGUAGCAGUUUUCAGAAUACAGGUAAUGUUUUGUAUAGUAACUCUUAUCAUAUUUUUGUCAAAGCUUUUCUGCAUUACAAAAGAAAAACGACAUGUCUAAGUAUGUUUUUCAAAUUACUUUUGUG
Messenger RNA from Agrilus planipennis (emerald ash borer), 491 nucleotides. RefSeq lists its product as uncharacterized. The transcript is spliced from 2 exons. The record is from RefSeq and is a predicted model, not a curated record. The coding region runs from base 239 to 466 and encodes 75 amino acids. NCBI's taxonomy places the organism in Eukaryota, Metazoa, Arthropoda, Insecta, Coleoptera, Buprestidae.